UCUACGGUUUAAGUGGUGCGCGUUGGAGUAUGUGUGUGUCUCUCUGUGUACUGCCACUCAGUCAUUUUAUCUGCUGUCUGAAGCGAGGUGAUGUUGCCUUUGACUUCUGCCGCUGAAGACGGUUCAAUAGUGGCAGUGUUGUGACUCGGGUCAGCGGGGUUUUUCAGCGGACUCUGGAGCUCUCUAUUGUCCCUCGUUGUGCGGCUGCUGGAGGGCGGACUGACUGUAGUGAGUGACAGAUGAGCGGGGUUUUUUUGUUGUGUGGCAUGUGAUACUGAGCAGAGGCUGAGGCGUGUUCGUGUUUCGCGGAUGUUACCGGGAGUGAAGGACCCCAGAGAAGAGUGUUUUCUCUCAUUACAUCUGGUCCACCAGAGCAGGACAUGACCGAGGGACAACUGCUGCUGCUGCUGGUGGUUCUCUGAGGCGUCUGCUAGCUGUUGAAUACAAGCAUCUGUUGACGGAGACCGACAACGAGUCUGUGGCUCUUUACUUUUGUCUGGAUAUUUACGUGUUUUUAACCCGCACACUAACAUUGAUCGCGGUUUUGCGGGUGGCAGAGGUCUGACGUUGGUCAAACACAUCGGGAGGAUCAAUUCAGGCGCGGCCACACCAUCCAACAAUGCGGAUUACCUCUUGACUGCCAUUGUGUCAAUACUGGGUGUUUGCAUAAAGUUGAGAUAACACUCCCACCAGUGUCGUCGUCCUGUUUGGUUUUCCUAAAAAAGGAGAUCAUAAGUGACUGUCCCGCAUGUGGGCAGACUGUCUGUGAAAAGUGAGACAACGAUGGCGAACGACUCUAUUCAAAGUGACCCUGGCGGGCUGUCGGUGCUCGAGCAGCUCGGCCUGGACCAGAACUCCGACUUCUCUGACUCCAGUGUGCAGCAACUGCUGGAUGAGCAGCGUGAAAGGAUCCGCAGAGAGAUACGCAAGGAGCUGAAGAUCAAGGAAGGAGCUGAGAACCUGCGCAGGGCAACAACUGACAAGAGGAAUGCACAGCAGGUCGACAGUCAGCUUCGGUCCUCAAACCGCAGGCUGGACGACUUACAUGCGCAGCUGCAGGAGCUGGAUGCUCACAUUGUGGUAAAGGGAGGGGAAGAAAAUAAAGAUGAAUGCCCUCAGUCUCCGGGGGCAGAGAGUCGAACAUCAGCCCACAAGGAACGCAUCGCUGCCCUGGAGAGACAGCUCAACAUCGAGCUCAAAGUCAAACAGGGAGUUGAGAACAUGAUCCCCAUCUAUGCCAAUGGAUCGACCAAGGAUAAGAAGAUGCUGCAGACGGCUCAGCAAAUGUUGCAGGACAGCAAAACCAAAAUCGACAUCAUCCGCAUGCAGAUUCGUAAAGCUGUGCAGGCAACUGAACACAAUGAUGACACGCAGAGUAAUCAGGACAUGUGUGGCGUGGAGCUGCGUAUUGAGGAGCUGAGGCAUCACUACAGGGUAGAACAUGCUGUGGCUGAGGGGGCCAAAAAUGUACUGAGGCUUCUGGGAGCCAGCAAGGUCCAGGACAAGAAAGCCCUGUCUGAGGCACAGUCUCGUCUCAGCGAGGCAUCACAGCGUCUGGACCUGCUCAGGGACUCUCUGGACCAGCGUCUGGCAGAGCUGCCAGAGGACCAUCCCAAGUCUAAUGUCAUCAAAGAGGAGAUGGUUUUGGCCUCUUCCCCUGCCUUCAGCUCCCGACAUGGCGCCCCCUACCUUCACAAUCAGUACAGCACCCUCAGCAAACCCUCUCCCCUCACUGGAACACUACAGGUGCAGCUGCUGGGCUGUGUGGGGGUCUUGGAAGUGGUCCCAGGUCGCACUAAAGGAACGGCCGUAAUGCUGCCCUGUUACAGCCCCGGAGACACGAGGUCUUUCAUGAGAGGCAGCAAGGGUCUCUACGGCCGCAGUGGUUCAGUGAGUGGAAAGACACCCAGCAAGGCAGAUGAGCUCUCCUCUGAGGUGAGUGCUGUGCUCAAGUUGGACAACAUGGUGGUGGGACAGACAGCUUGGAGAACCGUGGGAGAACAGGCCUGGGACCAAACCUUUACUGUGGAGCUGGAAAGGUCCAGGGAGAUGGAGAUUGCAGUUUACUGGAAGGAUUACCGCUCACUGUGUGCUCUGAAGUACCUGAAGCUGGAGGAGUUUUUGGACAACCAGAAACACAGAGUCCAGCUGGAGCUGGAGCCUCAGGGCCUCCUGUUAGCUGAGGUAAUCUUUUUUAACCCAGUCAUUGAAAGAGUUCCACGUCUCCAACGGCAGAAGAAAGUCUUUUCAAAGCAACACGGUAAAGCGUUCCUCCGAGCUCGUCAAAUGAAUGUGGACAUCGGAACGUGGGUGAGGCUGCUGAGAAAUGCCAUUCCCACUGCCAACAACUCAGGAACCUACAGUCCUAAUGCACACGGUCUAACUCUCAACACUGGGGAGAUCUCUGUGGAGAAGCUCAGUCUGGACAGUGACUCCCCGUUAAGAGGAGAUUACAAGAGAGACACUGACACGUACACUCCGCUGAGACAGACAGAGACACAGGAACCCAGGGACAUUGGGGAGGACCGUCUGCCAGUCAUUGAGCCCUUCUCCCCCCCAGACCUCACCCCUGAGUGUCCUGUCCGAACUCAGUCUGUCAUCAGUAAGCAGAGAAAGGGUCCUCUGUCCCUCCAGGACUUCAGGUUAAUUGCUGUGUUAGGGAGGGGACACUUUGGAAAGGUGUUGUUGUCAGAGUAUAAGAAGACAGGCACAAUGUAUGCCAUCAAAGCCUUGAAGAAGGGGGAUAUCAUUGCCCGGGAUGAGGUGGAAAGUCUCAUGUGCGAGAAGCGGAUCUUCGAGAUCGUGAACCUGUCCCACCAUCCUUUCCUUGUCAACCUGUUUGCCUGUUUCCAGACAGCGGAGCAUGUGUGUUUCGUCAUGGAGUACACAGCCGGAGGCGACCUUAUGAUGCACAUCCACACCGAUGUUUUCACAGAGCCCAGAGCUGUGUUUUAUGCAGCCUGCGUGGUUCUUGGACUUCAGUUCCUUCACGACCAUAAGAUUGUGUACAGAGAUCUAAAGCUGGACAAUUUGCUGCUGGAUACUGAUGGUUACGUGAAAAUCGCUGACUUUGGACUUUGUAAAGAAGGAAUGGGUUACGGAGAUCGGACCAGCACAUUCUGUGGGACUCCAGAGUUUUUGGCUCCUGAGGUCCUAACAGACACGUCCUACACCAGAGCAGUAGACUGGUGGGGUCUGGGGGUCCUCAUCUACGAGAUGUUGGUGGGGGAGUCUCCUUUUCCAGGAGAUGAUGAAGAGGAGGUGUUUGACAGCAUUGUGAACGAUGAAGUCCGCUACCCACGUUUCCUCUCCACUGAGGCUAUAGGCAUCAUGAGAAGGCUGCUGCGGAGGAACCCUGAAAAAAGACUGGGCUCUGGUGAGAAGGACGCAGAGGAAGUGAAGAAGCAACCAUUUUUCAGAAACAUGGACUGGGAGGCUUUGCUUCAAAGAAAGGUGCCUCCUCCAUUCGUCCCAAUAAUCGGAGGCAAAGAGGACGUCAGUAACUUUGACGAGGAGUUCACCACCGAAGCCCCGGCCCUCACUCCUCCGCGGGAACCCCGUGUCCUCUCCCGCAAAGACCAGGACAGUUUCAGGGACUUCGACUAUGUGUCUGACCUAUGCUAGUGGACGUCGUGUUCACCAUCCUCCGGUGAUGUUUGGCUGUGGGGGCAUUGUAACAGUCUGAGCAGACGGUCAGUCUCUGCUGGCUGUUUGUCUGCCAUUAUGACACUGUGAAAAAAAUGUGGAGCCAUGGAAAAGAACCUGGGUCCAAGUUUUGUGUGUGAGAGGUUUAAGAUAAAGAAACUGAGGAAGUGAAAGACGGCACCGAGUUGACAGUCGAUGCUCAAAUGAAGGAAAAACAAACACUCCUCCCCUCAAUCGUUGGACAAGACACUGGUGACGUGUUCAUGGCACAAAUGGUAGCCUCCUCCCCUGCAUGCUCCUACAUGUCAGCGUAGUCACCUGUUCAUCUGCGAGACAACAAACUCUUCAUACCACUGUUGAUUGUUUGGAGGUAGCUCACAACGGCAACUCAUAGCAAUGCCCUACAUUUGUACUUGUGUCUUAUCCACACAAAGGUGUUCGGUUUUAGGGGCUGCAAACAUUGAGAGUACUGUUACUUUUCUCCAGCAGUUGCACCAUGACCUCUGAAAAACAUAAUUAAUUAUAGGGUAAUAAACCACCAAGUCUUACAGUGGAUUUUUCAUGGGGCGUCGACAAACCACUUUUUAAAUGACUUAAGUCAUGAUCGUAUAUUUUGUGUUUGUGGGUUUUUUUUUAAAGGGGUGGAGUCAGUAGAUCAUGCAAAAUUUUUAAACAAAAAAGAACACUCAGUACAUAGUUUUAAAUUUCUUAUACCUGUUUUGAACAUAAAUGUGUAAAAGUCAGCGCUUCCCACUUAGAACUUGUUUCCUUUUCCUUUUGAUUUAAUGUCUGUUCUUAAGCGGUUCUGCCCCUUUCUGGUUAAGCAUAUAGUCAUGUUUUGUUUUUUUUUAAUUUACUGAUAUCGUGGUAGUGAAUGAAAAUCAAAGUAAAGGCACAAAAGAAACAAUCAUCACCAGACAAAGUAGAUUAACUUAAAAGAACUCACAGUGUAUCUAAGAUACAAACCAGGCUGAUGAACAGUGGAACAUUACAUUGAUGUAAUUACAUUACAUUGAUACUUGUUGUGAAGGUGAUGUAGAUGUUUUAUUACAAAGCCUUGUAUGACAUCUCUGGCAACAAAAAAACAAAUUGACCCUGAAACCGGUUAUAAUGCAAAUCUGGUGUCAUUGUGUUCUUCUCUUGUGAGUGUUCAUUCAAACACAGAUAGAAAUGAAUAAAAAGAAAAAGAAUCGUAAAGUAGAGCAAUGGAUGUCCAAACACAUCAGUAAAAAAAACAAACAAACAAACAAA
Molecule: messenger RNA, 4896 nt
Organism: Cynoglossus semilaevis (tongue sole)
Lineage: Eukaryota; Metazoa; Chordata; Actinopteri; Pleuronectiformes; Cynoglossidae
Gene: pkn1a
Product: protein kinase N1a
Exons: 23
Coding region: 784-3624 (946 amino acids)
Biological process (GO): protein phosphorylation; signal transduction
Molecular function (GO): protein serine/threonine kinase activity; ATP binding; small GTPase binding
Source: RefSeq, a predicted model, not a curated record